This is a messenger RNA of Protopterus annectens (West African lungfish), 570 nucleotides long. RefSeq names its product keratin-associated protein 4-3-like. NCBI's taxonomy places the organism in Eukaryota, Metazoa, Chordata, Ceratodontiformes, Protopteridae. The transcript has a single exon. The record is from RefSeq and is a predicted model, not a curated record. The coding region runs from base 1 to 570 and encodes 189 amino acids.
AUGCCAGACUGUGCAGUAGCAGAUUGCUCCAUGCUGGAAUGUACAGUAGCAGAUUGCUCCAUGCUGGAAUGUGCAGUAGCAGAUUGCUCCAUGCUGGAAUGUGCAGUAGCAGAUUGCUCUGUGCUGGAAUGUACAGUAGGAUAUUGUUCCAUGCUGGAAUGUACAGUAGGAUAUUGUUCCAUGCUGGAAUGUGCAGUAGGAUAUUGUUCCUUGCUGAAAUGUGCAGUAGGAUAUUGUUCCUUGCUGGAAUGUGUAGUAGCAGAUUGCUCCAUGCUGGAAUGUGCAGUAGCAGAUUGCUCCAUGCUGGAAUGUGCAGUAGCAGAUUGUCCUAUACUGGAAUGUGCAGUAGCAGAUUGUUCCAUGCUGGAAUGUGCAGUAGGAUAUUGUUCCAUGCUGGAAUGUGCAGUAGGAUAUUGUUCCAUGCUGGAAUGUAUAGUAGCAGAUUGCACCAUGCUGGAAUGUGCAGUAACAGAUUGUUCCAUGCUGGAAUGUGCAGUAGCAGAUUGCACCAUACUGGAAUGUGCAGUAGCAGAUUGUGCGUGGAUGAAUUUCUGCAUGUAUGUUGAUUAA